AUGAGCCCUCCCGCGAAGAUUAGCAAGAAGCAAAAGAAGGCCCUCGCCUUCCGCGAACGAAAGAAGAGGGGCGACAAGGGGCGUCCCGAGCAGCUCGACGUGCCUCAGGACGACAUCGAAGAGCAAGAGGCUGCAGAGCAUGCCCAGCCAGGCCCUUCUAAGGAUCGCACUGGCAAGCGCGGGGCGGAUGCUGGAAAGGGGGGCAAGGAACCUGGUGAACCGUCUGUCGUGGCGCCGACGGAUGCGGGUGAAGCUACAGAUCGCGAGGUGGCGGCUGAGGGCGCUGGCGCAGGGAAGACGAAGAAGGGGAAGGGGAAGAAGCGGGCGGUGGCAGACGGUGCGGAGGGGGAUGCCGCUGCUGCUGCUCCCAAGAGCAAGAAGCGAAAGCGGGAGGACGAUGCGGUGGAUGGGGACAAGGAGGAGUCCGCGCGUCCGGAGAAGAAGGUGAAGCAGAGGCUGAUCUUGUUCGUUGGCAACCUCAAGUUCAGCACAAGCAAGGAAGCAAUACAAAGACACUUCUCCGCCUGUGAACCCCCUCCCGAAAUCCGUUUGCUCACACCCAAAACCACAAAGCCUGGCGCUGCACCCACGAAGUCAAAAGGAUGCGCCUUCCUCGAGUUCCAGAACAAGACAGCGCUGCAGCAAGCGCUCAAGCUACACCAGUCUGAGCUCGAGGGGCGACUGAUCAACGUCGAACUGACUGCCGGGGGCGGUGGCAAGAGCGAGGCUAGACUCAACAAGCUCAAGCAGCGGAAUAAGGAGAUGUUGACUAGAAGGGACAAGAAAGCCGCGAAGGGCAACGACGGAGCCGUACCAGAACGGCCCCAGCGCUACUCCGCCACAUCCGGCCUCGAGCAGGCACCCCUGAAGAAGCGCACCUGGUCCGUCCCCGACGCCGACGACGACACCACCCACCGCGGCGGCAAGAAGCACGUCAGGGGCAAAAAGCGCUCCAAGGCCUUCAGCACUGGCAUGAACGCCAUACCCAUAGGCUGA
Molecule: messenger RNA, 996 nt
Organism: Schizophyllum commune H4-8
Lineage: Eukaryota; Fungi; Basidiomycota; Agaricomycetes; Agaricales; Schizophyllaceae
Exons: 4
Coding region: 1-996 (331 amino acids)
Molecular function (GO): RNA binding
Source: RefSeq, a predicted model, not a curated record